This is a messenger RNA of Brassica oleracea var. oleracea, 1464 nucleotides long. RefSeq lists its product as uncharacterized. The record is from RefSeq and is a predicted model, not a curated record. Gene Ontology annotation, cellular component: nucleus. Gene Ontology annotation, biological process: DNA replication; DNA repair; DNA recombination. Bases 1 to 1464 code for a protein of 487 amino acids. Lineage: Eukaryota; Viridiplantae; Streptophyta; Magnoliopsida; Brassicales; Brassicaceae. Gene Ontology annotation, molecular function: DNA binding. The transcript is spliced from 9 exons.
AUGUCUUCCUCUGACGCUGUCGGUUUUCAUCAACCUCUUGAUCACUCAACCUUUCCUGCCCUUCAACAUGGGAGAUCCUCUCAAUCUAUCCUUGGUCGUCUACUUCGAUUUUGGGACUCGCCUAACAUCAACAAUCCAAGUGAACUCACAGGAAUCACUUUGCUUUUCCUUGAUGAGAAGGAUUCAAUGAUCAACGGAUUUAUUCCGGCUGAUCAAGCCGUCCACUUCCGUGGAUCUUUACAAGAGGGUAACAUCUACAAAGUUGCAGACUUUGAGGUUCAAAAAUGCCCACAUACGUACAAGAUUACGGAUCAAACUUACGUCAUCUGCUUCACCGCCCAGACAACUAUUGAUCCAGUGAUCAACAAUGUUCCAGUUAUCAACCACCAGAAAUUUAUGGUUCGCGAGUAUGCUCAUCUCCAAAUCCUUGCCAACACCAACUUAGAAUUACCUGAUGUUGUUGGUCAAAUCCAAUCUGUCAAAGGUUAUGAACUGAACAACACUGAAGUCGUUUCUCCAAUUCUCAUUGGUUUCCUCAUUGCCCCGAACAUCGAAGUGUGCUUGUCUUUAUAUGACGCUGCUGCAGCAAUGUUUAAGGGUCUACUAAACUUGUUGGAUAAACACAACUCUGUCAUGCUUGUCACAAAUAACCUCUGCCUCAGCUCAACCCCGACUACUAGAGUUUUUUUCAGCCCCGGCCUCCCAGACAUCAAACAAUUCAAAUUGAGCUUAAGUGGUGCAGGAGGUGAGCACUUCAACUGGUUGGACGACAACGCCACAAUCAGUAACAAACAACUUUGCUCAGUUGGAGAUCUCAACAUGUUCCUCUCCAGCACUACCACCCAGGAAGCUUCUUUUAUCUGCAAAGCUCGGAUUGUUGAGGUCUUGACCCAAAAUGGCUGGAACUAUCUCUCUUGCGUUCAUUGCAGCAAAGAAAUUGAGAAAUCUGGCGCAACUCUCCACUGCAACCGAUGCUUUAAUUCCAAUAUCACCGGUGUUGUGAGGUACCGUGUAGAAUUAUUGGUUGAUGAUGGGAAUAAUUAUGCCAUUGUUGUCGUGUUAAACAAGGAGAUGCUCAAACUCACUAAGCAAGACGCAGCUAAUCUGCUUCUCAAUGAGGUUAUUUCAAAGCCACAAACACUUAUCAAAACUGUUGCAAUCACUCAGAUCUCAAUACAACUACAGGUCAAUAGUGGUGUCAAUGGGAAACUCCCUAAAUGCAUUGAGGAACUUGAAGGGCAGACAUUUAUUUUCCAUAUACGUGUCUCGCCCAGCAAUUCGGCUUCUUCCCGCUGCCCUUUCACAGUCUCUGCAAUCAGUGGGCAGAUUACCACAGAGGAUUUCAACAACUAUGAAACCCCAGAUACUGUAAGGAAAUUCGGCGAAGCAUCCACUUCCGAUUCUGCCAGCAACACGUCAACCGUUGAAGUCGAACAAGGUGGACGCAAAGACGCACUUGAGUGA